Didymodactylos carnosus is the source of this 486-nucleotide messenger RNA. NCBI's taxonomy places the organism in Eukaryota, Metazoa, Rotifera, Eurotatoria, Philodinida, Philodinidae. The record is from the annotation of a GenBank genome assembly.
AUGUUAAUUUUCACGUCUACUGAAAAAGACAAACCAGUUUUGAAUCAUAAUGGGUAUCAAUACACCAAAAAACGAGCAAACAAAACAAAUAAUGAAUGGCGGUGUCGGGAUCGAACAUGUUCAAGUACAAUAUCAUUAUGUACAGACGAUGUGAGAAUUUUACGGAAUGAAUCAGCGCACACAUGCCAACCAGAUACCACCAAAGUCCUCAUCGAUAUUGCUGUUGAUAAUAUGAAAAAACGUGCAAGAGAGGAAACACUACCUAUUCCAAAAAUAUAUUCACAAGAGGUCGUCAGAGCAAGAGUUGCCAGUCCUGGUCUUGCAACUGGUCGUGUGUUGCAAACUGAUAUGGGACGAACUGAGAGAGAAAUGUUGAUGGGACGAACUGAGAAAAAAAGCUUCGUGGGACGAAUUGAGAAGUCAAUUUGGGACGAACUGAGAGUAAACCGUAACAUCAACCUAUUUAUCUCAGUUCUGCUAGAAUAA